AUGGCAUCCAGCGAAGAGGAGCCCGAACAGCCAAAGCUGUGUAUUCCUACCCUUGUCCUCCACCGUAUUUGCGAGUUUCUUUGCAAACAUUGCGAGCCGCAGCAGGUACAAGAUGGCACACACCCCGCCGCUGCUUGUCGUCAAAGCAAAAUGACCCUGAAAAAUCUCUGCGAGGUCUCUAAAACACUACGAUUCAUUGCCGAACCCAUACUCUAUCAUUACUGGAAAGGUACCUUUGAACCCCAGACGCCAAGUGCCAGAACGUUCGCCUUGUCCGCGAUACGCUUUCUAUCCAGACUCCAUACCCGCCCCCAGCUCCGGACAUACGUCAGAGCCUUGGAUAUCAGGGACUGUACACGAGACCAAUAUUCCCGCGAUCCUUGCAUAAUUUCAUUUGAGGAGGAUUUUAGGGUUUCCAAACUCAAACUUGACCUUGCGCCCCGUCGAUGCUUAUGCAUGGAUUGCAGCCAUCGUUAUAUGGAAAUCGAUGACGCCAAGUUCGAGCGCCGUGCUGAGAGGCUCCUUAUCGGAGCCACUGCACCUCAUCUGAAGAGCCUGAUCUGCACCUCUGGAUCGCUGAAAGAGGAUCUUGACAUGCCUCAACUGGACUCAUUGAGAGUUGAUAUUCGUCACUCUUGGCCCAACGAGCAAGCCUUCUUGGGCAAUUUGAAAUGCCUACGCCGACUUUCCUUCCAGUCCUCCUGUCCCAUAAGCUCUAGGUUUACACUCGAGUCGAGCACAACAAUCGAAGAAUUGAGUAUUGGAUUCGGCAGAGACGCUUGGCGACCGAAUGCACUUGAUCGCGUUCAGUUUGAUGAGCCAAUUGAAUUUGCUAUAUCUGAAUUAAACCACUUUACUAACCUCAAGUGGCUGUCUAUUUAUGUUGAAGCGAUUUGCUCAACCAAAAACCUCGAAGACGAGAUCGGGGCUGAGAUCGACAUUGAAACUUUUAUUUUCUCACUCCCUGAUAGUCUGGAAAUACUUCAUAUCGAUAUGACCGGCGAGAGAGGAGAUCCCGAAGACAUUUUCCGAUCGAUACUGGCGGCCUCAAGCGCUAGAAGUUUCAAGAAUUUGAAGGCAAUCCUGUGGUCUCCUGACGAGAUGACUUGGGACACGAAUUUCCGUAUUGUUAGGCCCGAGACCAAUCCCGAAGGUCGACCCCAAUGGUCGAUAGUCAUAAAAGAGAACAAAAAGAAAUUGGGUCAACCAGAAAACGAGUUCUUUCCCAGCUUGGAACGUCUCUUGGCCAAAUGA
Molecule: messenger RNA, 1254 nt
Organism: Clonostachys solani
Lineage: Eukaryota; Fungi; Ascomycota; Sordariomycetes; Hypocreales; Bionectriaceae
Source: the annotation of a GenBank genome assembly